CAAAAUAUUCCCUUACAAAAAUGUCUAUAACGCUCUGAUUUAUUAAUCAGGCGAAACUUUAAAGUAAAUUCACAUUAUUCGACCAGUUAACAAUCCAAAAUAUCAACGUGCAAGACUCCCUAAUUUCUUGGGAUUUUUGCGAAUAGGAGUUGGCAGCGCCGGUUUAGAAGAAUUACGAACUUGUGCGCACAAAACUUGGCUGUCAACGGACGUUUUUUUUUAAUUGAAGAAUAUAUUCAAGCUUUUUUAAGGCUUAUUCCGAGACAUCGAAAUGGCCAGCUUGCAAAUACCACCAGAGCGCCACUUUGGGUUCGAAUGCUGCAACUGCACUGUGGCCAACUUUCCGGGGCGCCGCUACAGCUGCGGAGUGUGCCCAGGGUACAACUUGUGCGGCGAUUGCUUUGACACCAAUCUUGUCCCGGAAGAUGACCACCAUCUGUACUACCAUCCGAUGAAGGUACAUUAUACCCGAGCCGCGUUCCAGCUGUACUUUCAGGGCGAGACCUACUCCGCUGACAGUCCCUCGUUCCAGAGCUACAAGUGUGCCUUGUGUGAACUCCGAGGCCUUACUAGCGGCGCCCUGUACAAGCACCUCUCGGAGGUUCAUCUUACCCAUCCGGACUACGAUGAAUACGCCGAACUGGUGAGCGCCUAUAACGAGACGGAACGAAUGAGCCCUGCAGAAUUGCGGCAGAACAGGGAACUGGGCUUGCAAGAGCGGUUGAUUGAAUUUGUUUUGUCACCGGAACAGUCAGGGCGCAGUCAUGGCUUGAGCCUGGCUCAAUUGCUGGUGCAGAUGAAAAGGCUUAGCAUAACUGCCCCAGAGUUUCCACAUCUCUGUGUGCGGAUCAUGAAGCGGGCCCAUUGGCUUCAAGCCCAGCAGAAAGAUGGGGAGAUGGAAAAGGCUGUGCAAAAAUACGUCAGUCAAAUUGAGCACGAGGUGGCCACCGGUCUUUGCGAGCGCCGUCUGCGACUUGAUCGCGAAGCUACCGCAUCCGUGCGCCUAAAUCAAAGGAAUGGCGCAACGAGCAUUGUUCCAGCUUCCAAUGGACCAGUGGGAAUGCAUACCGCUGCCACACCCACAGCCUUGGUGACCAAUCGCACACUCUACCUUAACGCUUUGCGUGAGCUGGAGGCCAUGGAUGGAAACGAAGACACUGCUAUGCCGUGCGUGGUGGGACCUGGUAAAUAUCGCCAAGCCCUGCUGUCAUCGAAGCCACCGAAGGUUUCUCAAGAUACUCAGGAAGACCAGCAGGAGCAAAAUAAGAUUCCUGACAAUGAGCGCUUCCUCUGCUCCCAAUUCUUAGUGGACAGAAAACCACCACCAAACCGCAGCCGCGUCGUCAUCAAGCAGCUCCAGGCGAACUUCGUUGAGGCCAUACUCUGUUCGAUGCUGGCGGACGAAGAGCUCAUCCCAUUGCCAAUGAAGCCGUUGUGCUUAGAUGCUAAAAAGACCCAGCUAAUGAAUACGAAAAGAUUUUAUUUCCCUUUGUUGAAACUACAGACAGAAAAAAAGAUUUCGCCAAUGGAGCAGCCAUUCAUGAAGGAAAUGUUUCGGUUUUACAAGGGUCUCGACAAAUACAAGGCCAAGAUGGAUAAACCGAACGAAAGUUUUUCGACAGAUGAGAAUGGUGCUGAAUCGUCACUCAUAAACUCCGAUUCGAACUCAAACGGGGACUUUGGUGUUGGCAGUGGCAUGCUGGGAAACGGGAAUGAAUCGCUUUCGACAGUCAAUCCAGAAAUCCAAGAGCCUGGUAGAUUGGACUCUGAGCUUUUGGAAUUAAACAUGGCCCGUAUCAUUGAGGGCAUCGGUGCUAUCAUGGACGAGAACGAUGGUUUUUGAACAAAUGCGCAGUAACGAACUAAAUGAAGGCAUUUAUUUAUAAUUACAAAAAUUAUAAUAAAAACAUUAAAUGCCACAAAAAUCA
Drosophila kikkawai is the source of this 1928-nucleotide messenger RNA. RefSeq lists its product as uncharacterized. The record is from RefSeq and is a predicted model, not a curated record. NCBI's taxonomy places the organism in Eukaryota, Metazoa, Arthropoda, Insecta, Diptera, Drosophilidae. Gene Ontology annotation, molecular function: zinc ion binding.